Messenger RNA from Orycteropus afer afer, 761 nucleotides. It is a transcript of the gene MED18, whose product is annotated as mediator complex subunit 18. Gene Ontology annotation, biological process: termination of RNA polymerase II transcription; regulation of transcription by RNA polymerase II. The record is from RefSeq and is a predicted model, not a curated record. Gene Ontology annotation, molecular function: transcription coregulator activity. Lineage: Eukaryota; Metazoa; Chordata; Mammalia; Tubulidentata; Orycteropodidae. Gene Ontology annotation, cellular component: core mediator complex; mediator complex.
GAGGUGUAUCCUGUCCCUUACCUUGUUUGGGGGCUCUGAGUCCACUUCUGUUGUCUUCAGCUUAAUCAGACAGACAGCAUGGAGGCACCUCCAGUCACCAUGAUGCCUGUCACUGGGGGCACCAUUAACAUGAUGGAGUACCUGCUUCAAGGUAGUGUUUUAGAUCACAGCUUGGAAAGCCUUAUCCACCGCCUUCGUGGUUUGUGUGACAACAUGGAACCUGAGACUUUCCUUGACCAUGAGAUGGUAUUCCUCCUUAAGGGCCAGCAGGCCAGCCCAUUUGUUCUAAGGGCUCGGCGCUCUAUGGAUAGGACAGGGGCACCCUGGCACUUGCGCUACCUGGGGCAACCAGAAAUGGGAGACAAGAACCGCCAUGCCCUGGUGCGAAACUGCGUGGACAUUGCCACGUCUGAGAACCUCACUGACUUCCUGAUGGAAAUGGGCUUCCGCAUGGACCAUGAGUUUGUUGCCAAGGGACACUUGUUCCGUAAGGGCAUCAUGAAGAUUAUGGUGUACAAGAUUUUCCGCAUCCUGGUGCCAGGAAACACAGACAGCACUGAGGCCUUGUCACUGUCCUAUCUUGUGGAACUAAGUGUUGUUGCACCAGCUGGGCAGGACAUGGUCUCUGAUGACAUGAGGAACUUUGCCGAGCAGCUGAAACCCCUGGUUCAUCUAGAGAAGAUAGACCCCAAAAGGCUCAUGUGAGCUCAUGUGACUAAGAGGAGCAGUCCACCCUGUCCUCACCUAUUACAAAAAAGAAG